This is a messenger RNA of Cavenderia fasciculata, 2922 nucleotides long. RefSeq lists its product as uncharacterized. Gene Ontology annotation, cellular component: plasma membrane. Gene Ontology annotation, molecular function: magnesium ion binding; ATP hydrolysis activity; ATP binding. The coding region runs from base 1 to 2922 and encodes 973 amino acids. Gene Ontology annotation, biological process: phospholipid translocation. The record is from RefSeq and is a predicted model, not a curated record. The transcript is spliced from 9 exons. Lineage: Eukaryota; Evosea; Eumycetozoa; Acytosteliales; Cavenderiaceae.
AUGUCAAUAUUUAGACGUUCCAAACCUAAACCAGAAAAUGGAGUAAAUAAUUGUUAUAGUAUAUUUUUAAAUGAUCCAAAGAUGACAUUUACACAAGGAAGGAAAUACCCAAGCAAUUAUAUUCGAACUACAAAGUAUACAUUGCUCACAUUUAUUCCAAAGAAUUUAUUUGAACAAUUUAGAAGAAUGUCAAACUUUUAUUUUCUUUGUGUGCUUGUGGUUCAAUGUAUUCCACAAAUCUCCCCACUUAUUCCUCUGACCAGUAUUCUCCCACUUUCAUUUGUAUUGUUAAUUACUGCUAUUAAAGAAGCUCUUGAAGAUUAUGGACGAUAUCAAUCAGAUCAAAAGAAUAAUAGAGAGGUUUAUAAUAUUGUUAAAAAUGGACAAUUGUUACCAAUUUAUAGUAAGGAUCUAAGAGUUGGAGAUAUUGUAAAGAUUUCAAAUACUCAGAGAUUCCCUGCCGAUAUGGUCUUGUUGGCAUCAACCAAUGAAGAAGGUUUAUGUUAUGUUGAAACUUCAAAUUUAGAUGGUGAAACCAAUUUAAAGGUUAGAAAAUCAUUAUCGGAAACCAAUGGAUACCAAACUUUGGAGGAAAUAUCAACUCUUAGAGGAAGUGUAGUUUAUGAAACACCAAAUGAAAGAUUAUAUCGUUUCAAUGGUAGAUUUGUACAACAAGGCCAAGAAACUUCAAUUGUCUCUUUAAAUCAUACAAUGUUUUUACAAAGAGGAUCACAAUUACGUAAUACAAAGAGUGUAUUUGCAGUUUGUGUUUAUACAGGAGUUGAUACAAAAUUAUAUUUAAAUCAACAACCUCCACCAUCGAAAUUCUCAACGGUGGAACGUUUGUUGAAUCGAUUGAUUCUCUAUACUGGCACACUCACCGAGAAUGAUAUGCGGUUCUGCAAGUGUUCGGUUGGAUUGGACGUGUUUGAUGAACGUGAGAAUACGGGUGGGUUGGCCACCUCUUUGGCUGCACAGGCGUCUGUGCGUAGCUCGCGUAUCCAGUCGUUCUUACGUGUACUCUCAUUAUGCCAUACUGUCGUGUCCGAGUUGGAAGAAGCGACUGGAAACAUCACCUAUCAGUCACAGUCACCUGACGAGUUGGCACUUGUCCAGACCGCACGAAACAAUGGAUACUUUUUCGUGAAUCGAAAGAGUGAUGAGAUCAUUGUACGCGAGAAUGGCGUGGAUACUGCGUAUGCGUUGUUGGCUAUCCUCGAGUUCUCGUCGGCCCGUCGUCGUAUGUCGGUCAUUGUGCGCACACCCGAGGGUGGGAUCAAACUCCUCUGCAAGGGUGCCGAUAUGGCCAUUUCCUGCCGGUUGACAUCCCGCGACCGCCACUCGUACCACGAAGAGACACUCAACUACCUCAAGAUCUUCUCAAGAGAGGGUCUGCGUACUCUGAUGCUCGCCGAGCGCGACCUCACCCAAGACGAGUUUGACGAGUGGAAGCACUCGUUCCUGCAGGCCACCACGUCGCUCGACAACCGUGAGGAGCGCGUCGAAGCAGUCUGCGAGCUCAUUGAAAAGGACAUGGUGCUCGUCGGCACGACCGCCAUCGAGGACCGACUCCAAUGCCACGUCCCCGAGACCAUCAGCUACCUCUUGGAAGCCGGCAUGCACAUUUGGGUGCUCACAGGCGACAAGCAAGAGACAGCCGUCAACAUUGGCUACUCGUGCCGUCUCUUUGACCCGGCCAUGGAGCUCAUCUUUGUCAACACCGAGACAAGCGAGGAGUGCGGCCAGAUCCUCGACAGAUACAUUGCGCUGCUGCCCCCAGAGAUUGAGGAGCGUACUGGUUUGCUCGGGUUCAUUGGCGGUAGUUCCAGCUCAAACAACAACAAGUCGGCCGCACCGUCGAACCUCCCGGGCGCACUCAACGACCAGGUCAUCGCGCCACAACUCCAACUCGAGUAUGGUCUCGUCAUUGAUGGAAACACCCUGGCCUUUGCACUGGCCGAUCACAAGGACAAGUUCUUGCGGUUGGGACGUGCCUGCAAGUCGGUCAUCUGCUGUCGUGUGACUCCACUCCAAAAGGCGUUGGUUGUGCGUGUCGUCAAGGAGAGUGAGAAAAAGAUAUCGCUGGCUAUUGGCGACGGUGCCAAUGACGUGUCGAUGAUUCAAGAGGCACAUGUCGGUAUUGGUAUCUAUGGCAAAGAAGGAACACAGGCUGCACGUGCAUCGGAUUAUUCGAUACACCAAUUCUCACAUCUCAAACGACUACUCUGCGUACACGGUCGUUUCUCCUCGUUGUUUACAGGUCAGACCAUCUUUGAUUCUUGGAUUAUUACAUUCUACAAUAUCCUCUUUACCUCUCUACCACCUUUCUUUUACGGUCUAUUUGAACGUGAUAUUGAUGAGGAGUCCAUUAUGGAGAAUCCCCAAAUCUACCGUCGUCUCCAAUCGUCCCCUCUCUUGACACGUCGAUCAUUCUUCCUUUGGAUCAUUGCCGGUAUCUGGCAUUCUUUGGUUGUCUACUUUUCCGUCCGUUUCCUCUUUGACAAUGAUAUUGUCAAUAGCAACGGACUCACUGCUGGCAUCUGGUCCUACGGUACACUCAUCUCCACCUCGUCCAUUCUCAUAGCCAACCUACGUAUGGCACUCGAGGUUAGAACUUGGAAUAUUUUCACUGGUAUCGGACUUGCCAUCUCCCUCUUAUCCUAUUUUGUAAUGUUAAUGUUUUAUGCCUACUUUUUACCUCUUAGUCCAAAUAUGUAUGAUAUAUUUAGUUUUGAAUUAAAGACUAUAACAUUCCACCUUGUAAUUAUUAUUUCUGUAUUUAUUGCAUUGGUACCAGAUUUUGUUAUUAAAUAUUAUAAAUGGCAAUAUCAUCCAUUGGAUGUCCAAAUCCUUACGGAAAGAAGAGGAAUUAAACAAGAUAUUCAAUUAACAGAAUUAUCUAGUAAGAGGGCUCAAGCCUAA